Molecule: messenger RNA, 1789 nt
Organism: Bactrocera tryoni
Lineage: Eukaryota; Metazoa; Arthropoda; Insecta; Diptera; Tephritidae
Gene: Pka-C3
Product: cAMP-dependent protein kinase catalytic subunit 3
Exons: 8
Coding region: 272-1723 (483 amino acids)
Biological process (GO): protein phosphorylation
Molecular function (GO): protein serine/threonine kinase activity; ATP binding
Source: RefSeq, a predicted model, not a curated record
CAAAGAAAACAUUGCAAAAAGGUUUGAAAAAAGUUUUCGAAAAAAAAUAUCAAAAAAUUUAAUAAGCCAAAGAUUUGUUAAUACCGCAAGCACAGCAUUCGUACAUUCGUAUUCCAGCAGAGACUCUUUGUUUUUUUCCACACUUCACGGCGGUUUUUGGAAUCAUUUUCGCUUUUCGAACAACUUUUGGUACUGAAGAACGUCUAACAAAACCACUAGUAAAUCUCAAUUUCCGUAACUAAUAAAAAAAAGCCCGCACAAUCAGUGCAGAAUGUCCGCGGCUACCACAUACACACGCCUGCGCAACUUGGGCCCGAGCACGAGCAACAAAAUGGCACCCAACACCGCAUUAUUCUUCGAUAAAAAAUCCAGCAAUAACGAUGCCACAUACACAUUGAAAGUCGGUGCUGGCGCACGCCACAACGGCACGACCAAUGGUAAAACCACUGGCAGUCACAGCGUCGGCUCCAGCGAAUCCUCAGAUCCACUAGAAUCCGACUGCAGUGAAGAGGAGGAGGAAGAGACGCCACAACGUGUGGUGGACGAUGAAGCGCGACGAAAAGCGCGCUCAAAUAACGGCGUGCACGAGGCGGAAGAUGACGACGAAGAGGAGGAUGAUGAUGAUGAGGAGCUCGACGAGGAGGACGAUGAUCCCGAAGAGGAGGAAGAGGAUGAGCCCGAUGAGGAAGACGAUGGCAAUGAGACUGACGAUGAGGGUGAUGAUGAUGAGACAGAUGACAGCAGCAGCGUGGAAACCGCGAAAGGUGUACGCAAAUAUCAUCUGGAUGAUUUUCAAAUAAUCAAGACUGUGGGUACUGGCACAUUUGGUCGCGUUUGUUUAUGCCGCGAUCGCGUGUCGGAGAAAUACUGUGCCAUGAAAUUGUUGGCAAUGACCGAUGUGAUACGCUUAAAGCAAACCGAGCAUGUGAAGAAUGAGCGAAAUAUUCUACGUGAAAUUCGACAUCCAUUUGUGAUCAGUUUAGAAUGGUCGACAAAGGACGACUGCUGUUUGUACAUGAUCUUCGAGUAUGUGUGUGGUGGUGAAUUGUUCACAUAUCUGCGAAAUGCGGGACGCUUCAACAGUCAAACUUCCAAUUUCUACGCUGCUGAAAUCGUCUCCGCCUUAGAAUACUUGCAUUCGCUGCAAAUUGUUUACCGCGAUCUGAAGCCGGAGAAUUUGCUGAUAAAUCGCGACGGCCAUUUGAAGAUUACGGAUUUUGGCUUCGCUAAGAAAUUGCGCGAUCGCACUUGGACGCUGUGCGGCACCCCCGAAUACUUGGCACCCGAAAUCAUACAGUCAAAGGGUCACAAUAAGGCGGUGGACUGGUGGGCGUUAGGUGUGCUCAUUUAUGAGAUGCUCGUGGGCUAUCCGCCGUUUUACGACGAGAAUCCAUUUGGUAUUUAUGAGAAAAUUCUGAGUGGCAAAAUCGAAUGGCCGCGGCAUAUGGAUCCAAUUGCGAAAGACUUAGUUAAGAAAUUGCUGACAAAUGAUCGCACCAAGCGCUUGGGCAAUAUGAAGAACGGUGCCGAUGACGUGAAGCGACAUCGAUGGUUUAAGAAUUUGAAUUGGAAUGACGUCUACAACAAAAAACUAAAGCCACCAAUAAUUCCCGAAGUCAGCUCCGAUGGUGACACGAGCAAUUUCGACGAUUAUCCCGAAAAGGAUUGGAAACCCGCCAGAGCAGUAGACCAAAGAGAUUUGCAGUUGUUUAAUGAUUUCUAAAAUAUUUAGUUGCCUAAGUUUUGUAGUCUGUAUUUAUUUAUUACCUACCUACUAAUGAUAAUUAAA